Molecule: messenger RNA, 646 nt
Organism: Apaloderma vittatum (bar-tailed trogon)
Lineage: Eukaryota; Metazoa; Chordata; Aves; Trogoniformes; Trogonidae
Gene: LYPLA1
Product: lysophospholipase I
Exons: 8
Coding region: 100-618 (172 amino acids)
Biological process (GO): protein depalmitoylation
Cellular component (GO): cytoplasm
Molecular function (GO): carboxylic ester hydrolase activity; palmitoyl-(protein) hydrolase activity
Source: RefSeq, a predicted model, not a curated record
UUUCUUCAUGGACUGGGAGAUACUGGGCACGGAUGGUCAGAAGCACUUGCAGGUAUCAGAAGUCCACAUGUAAAAUACAUUUGCCCACAUGCGCCAGUUAUGCCCGUUUCUUUGAACAUGAACAUGGCUAUGCCAUCAUGGUUUGAUAUCAUUGGACUUUCUCCAGAUUCACAGGAAGAUGAAGCUGGGAUCAAGCAGGCAGCAGAGAAUGUUAAAGCACUGAUAGAUCAAGAAGUGAAAAAUGGAAUUCCUUCCAAUAGAAUUAUUCUAGGAGGCUUUUCUCAGGGAGGUGCUUUGUCGUUGUACACAGCUCUUACAACCCAACAGAAAUUAGCAGGUGUUGUAGCCCUCAGCUGCUGGCUUCCUCUACGGGCUUCUUUUCCUCAGGGCCCUAUCAGUGGUGUCAACAAGGAGAUUGCUGUUCUUCAGUGCCAUGGGGACUGUGACCCGUUGGUUCCUUUAAUGUUCGGUUCUCUUACUGUUGAGAAGCUAAAGAGUAUGAUAAAUCCAGCCAACGUAACUUUCAGGACUUACUCUGGCAUGAUGCAUAGCUCAUGUAUUGAGGAGAUGAUGGAUGUAAAACAGUUCAUAGACAAACAUCUACCUCCCGUAGACUGAAAUGAUAUGUGAGAAGCCUUCUAUAUAA